CGACGCGACAAUUCGCGAUUGAUAUUGAUUUGAUCCUCUACGUGGGCCCUGGUGUCUCCAGAAUCAUUGCCUGACAAAGUCAUUUUCGGAAUUCCAGCAACUGGAACUUAUUGAGAUCCAGGUGCCCUAUCCAUUUAAUACUCCUCGACGAUUGUCUUCUUAUCGAUCAUCUCCAUAUUCUCACCCUCGUGUCUCCCCUAUCACCAUGGAGCAAGAGCUCCUAACAUUGCUUGCAGACACUCAGUCGCCGGUCGCCGAUACGAGAAAGGCUGCUGAACUCCGACUUAAAAGUUUUUAUCCCGACGAGAGUUUCCCUCUCACUCUUGCUGCUAUAGCCUCGCACAACUCCGUUCCUACCAACCUCCGUCAGUCUGCCCUUUCCGUUCUUCGGGCUUUCAUCGCCGAUGCCUGGUCCCCGGUUCUUGAUGAACACAAAGGCCAAUUCCUUGUCAACGACGAAAACAAGGCCCAGCUUCGACGAGUUCUGUUGGACUUAGCCACCGUUGCCGAUACUCCAGAGCGCAAGGUCAAGUCGGCUGCCAGUGUCAUCGUCAGCAAAAUCGCCAGCGCCGAUUACCCCGAACAGUGGCCAGACCUUUUGCAAUCAUUGCUGCAGACCAUAAAUGAUGUCAACUGUACCACCAGUGCUCUUCACGGUGCAUUGAAGGUCCUCUUGGAUCUUGUGGACACCGGAUUUAGUGAGGAUCAGUUCUUCGAUGUCGCUCGGGAUCUCGUCUCCACCCUCUUCAACGUGGCCACCAAUCAGUCGAGAAAGCCGAUGUUGAGGGCUCUGGCAGUCGCAGUAUUCCGGGCUUGUUUUGAUACGUUGGAAAUGGUUCUCGAACAGCACAAGGUGGAUGUUAAACAAUUUAUGGACGAAGUACAUGGUAACUGGUCUCCGUUCUUCCUUUCGACUCUGAAGGCCCCUCUGCCACAAGCUCCCAGUGAACAAGAGUCUAAAGAUGCCGAGAUACCCUCCCAAUGGAGAGGUGUUAUUGGGUUGAAGUUGCAGGUGGUCAAGAUCUUGAUGAAAAUUCGCAUGGUGUUUCCGGGACUUUUGACAGCCCAGAGCCCCCAAUACUUCUCCACUAUCUGGACUGAGCUUUCCAACAUACAGUCUACUUAUCACGAAUUCUACAUCGACGAUGAGAGGCAAGGUCGUCUGGAGGAUGUCGACGGACUCCCAUACACGCUGGACUUCUUAGUUCUCGAGGAAUUGGAUUUUAUCCAGAUGCUCUUGAAGGCGCCACCGGUCAAGGCAGAGCUUCAGCAACAGCUUCAAAACGCCGGGCCGUCUGCGGCAACUGCUAGUUGGCUGCCCGAAAUCAUGAGGCUGGCGGGCUCAUAUGCUCAAAUUACAUCGGAGGAAGAAGGUUUGUGGGGCGUGGAUGUGAAUCUUUUCCUCUCGGAGGAGACUUCGGUUACUGCAAACUACACACCCCGUACAUGCAGUGGAGAUCUCGUGGUCAAGAUCGGAGAAUGGCUCAAGAACACUACGGUUGAAGGCCUACACGCGUACCUGAAUGCUCUAUUCUCUGAUCCAUCUUCUACGUGGAGAUCAAAAGAAUCAGGCCUCUAUAUUCUCAACCAACUACUUCGGGACUUCAGCGAGGUUUCCCAGCAGAUACCCUCUGAGCUGGUUACUGGAUUCAGCAACAUCAUUCAGUAUUCCAUCCAACAAGAAGACGAGUAUUUGCGAGCCCGAGGCUACCUUGUGGCCGGAAUUCUAUGCCAGGUCGCAGACACGUCUUUCCAGCAAACCGCUGUCUCCUACCUCGAAGCCACUCUCAAGACGAUCUCUGAAGAUGCUUCUGAAGUAGUCAAAGUCUCCUGCAUUCGAUCUCUUCAGGACCUUAUGCCCUCACUUCCUCCAAGUGCUACCGUGCAUCUUCAAGCUGCCGUUAUUUCAGCCUUGUCGGAGUUCGUAGCCACGCAGGAUUUUUCUGAACUGUCCGAUAGUGAUGACCUCAAGGUCACCAUCGCAGAGACACUUCGCGAUACAAUCAUGGUUAACCCCAAUGUUGUUUUGUCGUCUGCCGCCAUUGAUGUGCUGUUUGCAGUCGCCAGUAACGGGGCUACCAAUUUUCAGUUGACUAUGAUCGUCACGGAAGCAUUCGAGGACAUUGUAGAAUCUAUUGCCGGGGGUGGCCAAGAGAAUUUUGUUCGUCUCUGCGAGAAGGUUCUUCCUUCUUUGACAGGGGCUAUCGAUGUCGGCAACCUGACCCAGGAAAAUGCUCUGACAAUUUUGGCUGCGGACCUUCUACGGGCUCUUGCAGAAGGGGCCUUGGAACCUUUGCCUGCCGGCUUCGUGGAGACUGUCAUGCCCAAGUUGAGUCGUCUGCUGCUCGAUUCAACCGAGGCAGACCUGAUCCGUCCAGCUACGGAGGCAGUCCGCAAUAUGCUUUCUCAUGAUUUCAACCAAUUCAUUACUUGGAGAGACCCACAGAGCGGAAAGGAAGCAAUUGAGAUUACCUUGAUUAUCAUUGACCGCUUACUGAGCCCCUCCAUCGAUGACAACGCGGCGACAGAAGUCGGGCAACUGGCCGCAGAGUUGGUAGAAAAGGCACGUUCCGAAUUCCUUGGUCCCUAUCUGCCACAGCUUCUUCAGGCUGUUGCCCGGCGACUUGCUACCGCGGAGCAGGCCCAGUUCAUCCAGAGUUUGAUUCUCGUCUUUGCGCGGCUGACGCUGAUCAGUGCCGCCGAAGUUGUUGAUUUCCUUGCACAGGUUGACAUCCGCGGCCAGCCUGGGUUGCCCAUUGUGCUGAGCAAGUGGCUCGAAAAUUCGGUCAACUUCGCUGGGUACGACGAAAUCAAACAAAACAUCUUUGCGCUGGCAGCGCUGUACAGCCUGGGAGAUCCUCGCUUGUUCCAAGUGCAGGUCAAGGGCGAUCUCAUCAUCCAGGACACUGGCCGUAUCAAGACCCGAUCUCAGACCCGCAAUAACCCUGAUCGAUACACGAUGGUCACAGCCCCCUUGAAGAUCAUCAAGGUCCUGGUGGAGGAGCUGGCUGCUGCCUUCGGCAGCAAGGAACUUGACGCGGCCACCGCGGCUGCCCUGGAAGAGGAAGGCAGUGAUGACGAUGAAUGGGAAGAUAUGCCGGGCAACACCCUUGACCUAAAUCUGGGCAUCACGAAGCAGGAGCUCAUGGCAUUUGGCGAGGGCGGAUCAGAAAGUGUGUUCGGGGUGCGCAAGCGAGAUGAUGAAACGCAAGAGUUUUUGUUGGGUUUCUUCCGUAAGGCCGGCAGUACGCCCGAGUUCCAGCAGCUUUAUGAUGGCUUGACUCAGGCCGAGAAGGAAAAGCUACAGAGUCUGAACUGAUUGGACUUGCUGGCCGGUCGUGCGGGCUGGUGCCAACAGAUUACGGAUAGCGCUUUCUAAUUAGCUGUCGAUGGAGAUUACGGGUGAACAUGUUGGAUGCUUGCAUAGAUACUCCUAAUGAUUGUAUGAACAGGUGGGAUUAGUCGUCGCAAUGAAUACUGCUGGUGCAGUCC
Molecule: messenger RNA, 3492 nt
Organism: Aspergillus sclerotioniger CBS 115572
Lineage: Eukaryota; Fungi; Ascomycota; Eurotiomycetes; Eurotiales; Aspergillaceae
Product: putative importin beta-5 subunit
Exons: 3
Coding region: 206-3319 (1037 amino acids)
Biological process (GO): protein import into nucleus
Cellular component (GO): nuclear envelope; cytosol
Molecular function (GO): small GTPase binding
Source: RefSeq, a predicted model, not a curated record